UCGUCAAGUCAACAAAAACAGUUCAGUUUCAGCUCGCUACAGAGGAGUUCAUACGUAUGAAAGAGCGCUCGGUCAGUGACAAGUCAGAACGUGUUUGUGGACUUUGUGGUGCAAAAUGGUCCGUAGUUUGACUCAGUGGACGAAAACUCUGAGUUUCCCCGCCAGAAUUUCGCCGAAUAAGAGUUCGAAAGAAAGUAUUAAUAUCCAUCAAAUUAGUGUCACUCCUUCCUUGAGCAACAAUUCCUUAACGAAAAAUAACGACAUCAACAGUAUGAUGAACACUCAUGCAUCUUUGACAGAAGUUAAUCAAAUUUACUCGGAUCCUGAAUCAGAGAAGGCUAUUAUGAGCUCUAUUGUCUACUGCAUUCAUCAUAAGGAAGGUUGCAAAUGGUCGGAUGAACUUAGAAAACUUAAGGGUCACCUCAACACUUGCAAGCAUGAUGCUAUUCCUUGCACAAGUAAGUGCGGAGCGCAGAUUCCUAGGGUGUUGAUGGAAGAUCAUUUGAAGUACACGUGUCCACAGAGGAGGACAAGGUGCGAGUUUUGUAACAAGGAGUUCACAGGACAUGCUUUAGAGAAUCAUGUGGGUCACUGCGGCUAUGAGCCUCUUUAUUGCGAAAACAAAUGUGGAGUGAAAGUUCAUAGAAGACAUCUCAGCCAGCACAAAGUUGGAGACUGUUCAAAGAGACUAGUUCCUUGUAGAUAUUGUACUAAAGAAUUCGUUGCAGACACUCUUCCUGCUCAUCAUGUCAAGUGUGGGCGAGUUCCAGUCCAGUGCCCUAAUAGGUGUGACGUUAAUGUAUUGGCCCGUGAAGAACUAGAAUCUCACCUCAAAGAAGAAUGCACAGUUUCUGUUCAUAGUUGUAAUUUCAAAGAAGCAGGAUGCAGAUUCAAAGGACCUAGAUAUGUAAUAGAAAAACACAUAGAAGAAAAUUGCCAGCAACACCUGACCCUUAUGUGCAAUAUUGUAUCUAAACAACAACACCAAAUCACCUCUUUAAAAAGUGCGCUGUCCAGAUUGUCAUUAAACUAUUCUGGAACUCUCAUUUGGAAGAUUAGUGAUUUUUCAACAAAAAUGGCUGAAGCAAAGACCAAGGAAGGAAUGGAAUUGGUGUCCCCACCUUUUUAUACUAGUCAAUAUGGAUAUAAAUUACAGGCAUCUCUCUUUCCAAACGGCAACGGAGCUGGAGAAGACACGCACAUCUCGGUGUACAUCAAAAUACUCCCAGGAGAGUACGACGCACUAUUAAGAUGGCCAUUCUCCCACUCGGUUUCCUUCACCCUCUUUGAUCAGUCAACCUGCCCGGAAAAAGCUUGCAACAUCGUCGAGAGCUUCAUUCCCGACCCAACCUGGAAGAACUUUCAAAGACCCAGCCGGGAACCAGAUUCCUUAGGGUUUGGUUUCCCCAAGUUCGUUUCACAUGAAAUGUUGAAGAAGAGACAUUUUAUGAAAGAUGACACCAUGUUUAUUAGGGUGAAGGUCGAUCCUAGCAAGAUCGUAGCCGUUUAAACGUUAUGGGAAUAGUUUGAAAAGAAGGCUGUAGUAGACAAUGAUUGUACUUCAAAAUAGACUAAACUAAUAACUGAUGUAUAUAAGAUGUCGUCUAGAGAAUAUUUUUUAUGAUCUCAUUUUUCUUGAUGUAUAUAUUUGUAUAAAUGUAAAAAUUUCGUACAGAAAACUGUCCUAUGGAAGACUGUUGAUCGAAAAGCUAUGUAUAUAAAAAAACUUUUGAAUAUUAGUAUGUAUGUGUUUUUGCACAACUAUUAAAGAUAUGCUGUAAAAUAUCUUGAUUAAUGAAAACUAAAGCAAAUACGAAUAUUUGUAUAUUUUGUCGUAUUUUUCGUAAUAAAAGUAAUAUUCAAAAUGUAUAUUUAACACGAGGUAUUCAUAAACUUUCAGAAAAUUAUUAUUAUUCUAUAAAACGAUUACUAAAGUUACUCUAAAGUUUAAAAAUUUAUUUUUGUAUAAAAAUCUCAUUAAUGAUUUAUGAACUACACCUUCAUUAAGUUAGUUUGUCAAUAGUAAGUUUCAUUUCAUAAACAAGUUUAACGUUGUAACAGGAAAGAAGUAUAUGGAAAAGUGUUUUUACCAGUAAAAUGAUUUGUAGACUUAUCAAUGUCAUCAGAUUUGUUUAUCUAACCUAACCUAACAACAGCUGAUAAUUACGCAAGUAGUGUGUUUUUACGUUUUUAUAGCGUUUCAAUGACUUCUGAUCAUUAAGGAUCAAUGGAGUGAGUAAUAAUGCGUGGAGACUCAUAAUGCAAGGAAAGAUAGAUGAUAGAAGAAGCAUCGGAAGAAGACGACUUUCAUGGCUGAAGAACCUGAGAGAAUGGUUUGGAUGCAGCUCAAAACAACUAUUUAGAGCUACUGUCUCAAAAAUUAAAAUAGCUAUGAUGAUUGCCAACCUCCGUAGUGGAGAUGGCACCUGAAGAAGAAGAAGAAGAAGAAGUGAGUAACACCAAAUCAUGAAUGCUGAUCUGUUAUCAUACUGCUAAUCCAUCGGCCCCGUCCAUUCUAAUUUAAUUCGCAGAUCCAUCUCGGAUUUUAAACUACAUACUAUGUUUUUUGUCUUUCUGGCCCCACUCGAGAUUAAAACCAUAUAAACACAUUAAAGUGGCUCUACCGACCUACUUAACUAUAUAGUAAGAUAUUUUCAAGUUUUUGUAGAUCAUCAGCCCUGUGAUGGAUGACCGAAGUUAUCUUUAACGUAAAGUUAUCCGGUAGUUAAGUUAUAAUCCUCGAAUUGGUGUGAUGUAUCAUAUUUAACUUAACUACUUGCGUUAUUUCUUGACAGUUCUUGAGUUAUCUGAUAUAUCAACUGUCACUUUAUAACGCGAUGUUAAACCUCAAAGUAUCAGAUAACUCUGUAGUUAUGUAAGGAUGUGUAAAGUUAGGUUCAUCUUUUGACUUAUUUUUAGAUAUAAAUCAAGUAAAUAUUCAACAAAGAACACUGCUUCAGGUUUUGCUAGGAUUUUGUGCGGCAUGUUAUUCAUUUAAUAUCAAAUAUAAAGCAGUACAAAAUUAAAAAUAUCCAAAAAAUAGAACUCAAAUAACAAUUAAAAGUACGUAGGUAAUAAUAAGAUUAAAACAAUAAUUAACGAUAAAAAGCAAAGCUAAUAAUUUAAGAAUAAAAGGGUAAUACAAUUUUAAAAAUCAUACAAAAAUCAAAUUGAUAUUAAUUGUUGAAUAUAACUUGAAAUUUAUAAACAUAUGCAGUGUUGCCAGAGAAAUUUUUUUAAAUGCACUGGAAUGACUGAAAGAGUGACACAAAAUGUACUAAACCAACACAUUUUGUACAAAAACUUUAAAAAAUCGUUGUUUAAUAUUAUUUGAAGCAAAUUUCUUAUAUCACAAAAUUUGGGGUUUUUAUUUAAGUUACUUUCGUAUCAAAAGUUUGGUUGUUAAUUUUAUCAAAUUGGUACAAUUGUACCAACUCUGGCAACGCUGCUUUUAUGGUUAUCGUCCCAUCCUGUCAAGUCUGUGCCAUGUUACGAUCAAUCUCUCGCACUCACUCCAACUUAUACUAUUUCUACAUAAGGUUCUCUUUGUUACUUCAAACUUGGUUACUUAAAUGUUAUUUCUCUUUUUAACGUUUAAGAAAUAACUAUCUCAUAACGCUGACGGAUACAUCACACCGAAUUUAGUUAAAUAGUUAUGGGCAUCGUUAUCCCUGAGACAUCUUAACUUUAACUUAAACGUUCAAGAUAACUUCGGCAAUCCAUCACAGGGUUGAAUACCUAUACUUUAUAUUAUAAAGUUGUUGCAAACCAUGCAACCGUUAUGCCAGUCUAUUACCUGUACUAACUGAGAGACUAAUAUUAUGCGGAAAAUCUACCAUGAUGAUAGAGAAGCCUUGGGAUGAAUGGGAUUAUACUUUCCUUUCGCCCAUUCAAAAUAAAACAAAAUAAGUACUAUAUUUCCUUCUUUUUCGUUAAUCUUUUUAUUUUCUGUCUCCCAAUGGGGAGAUUGGAUAUCAUCAUCACUGCCUUUACUUUAUCUACUGCGGCUUUGAAGAGUUCUAGUGAACUUUUAAAAAGUCCUUAAAUUAUUUAACCAUGACACUCUGAUUGUUCCCACACUACUUUCUCAUCUUAUCUUUCCCUGUAUUAUCAAUCUUAACAUUUCAUAUCGCUGUCCGCUUAUUACGUGUCCCAUAUAUUGUAACUUUCUUAUUUUUAUUCUGUUUAUUAUGUCAAAUUCUUGUCCAUUUCUCGCAGUACUUCCAUGUUCAUUUUUUUCCGUAUCCAUGCUAUUCUAAGCAACUAUUAUUUGCUCAUUUAUGCAGAUAUUUCGACCAUUGUGUUAAAUGUGGAAAAUAUUUAUUUUAGUUGCAUUCAUUUGAAAAUAACCAUCAUUCUGAUAAUAACUGUCUAAAAUUAUCUAUUGGAAUCCAAUGCCAUUGUAAAUCUAUUACAUCAGCCAUGGUCUGCUAUUGGCGAUUAAUGUAAUUUUAGUAAAUAAUUGUAUUGUUAUUGUUUUGUUUUCGUAACUUUUCAUAAGCUUUGUCGAUAAAAUUGUACAAUUUUUCAUGACAAUUCUAAUUCUAAUUAUUAGAGAAUAGUCCACUUUCUUCAUUUUGUAACUUUUUUUCUUUUUGGAUUGCAACUACUUCUCCUGAGAAACUUCAUUGGUUUUUGUUGAUUCGAUUAUACCGUUUGUAUAGUCAAUAUUUUCUCUUGAAUUCUCAUUUUUGUUCUUUUGUUCUCUUUAUUGUCUUCUAAAUUCUCAUUCACAUAAUAUGCUUUGUACCAUUUUUAUUCUUUUCAUUCGUUGCAUUAUUUCAUUAGUGUGACUUUCAGCUUCACUGUUUUCAAAGCCGCUACAAUGCGGUUCGUAUUCAUUUUUAAUGCCUUCGAAUGGAUCAUAAACAUCAAUGUCACUGCUAUGUAGUUGAGACUCCAUUUCUUCAUAAAUUAACAAAGAAUACCAGAAUCACACAUGCUGUUAGGCGGACUGUCUCUGAGGAGGCACUCCCGAGGAGAAAUUAACAAAAAAGAGCAGUCUUCUAAAGAGUUCAGCGGCAACUGUGAAGCUGUUCUUACUGUGAUAAAGACGCCAGUCAUUCCCAAAGAAUAAUCAAAACUAUGUGUGUCUGAGAAUGACGUUGGGGCAAUAAGGGAUGCCCUAACUAAACUUAUGUAUAUCGACGAUACUCCUUGCGCACCUCUUUAUGAAGGUAACCGACACAUGGAUAGAUACUAAGGGUUGAUAAUGAGCUGACGAGGCGUUCUUUGAAACUACAGAGGACUUUUUGAAUGAAAAGACGGAAUGAAAGAUCGUUCAGGUCCUCAUAAAUUAACAGAUAUUUCAGGCUAAAAAAAAUAAGAUUCAAUGUAUAAAUGAUACGUAGGUAUUCAUGGUCAGAAAAAUAACAGCAAUAAUUAAAUAAGAUAACAAGUCUUAAUUUAGAUCUUAAGAAUACAUGCUAUGAUUCAAAUCAUCCUUAAGAUCCAUUUUACUUAACAUCCAUUUUGACGAACCUUCCGCGAUCCAGAGGAAACUUACGAACAUUUAGUAAUUGUAGAUAAUUAGUAUUAAAUGUGGGUGCCUACAUUGGAUCCGUUUUUCUCCGAUCAGAUCAGAUCCGAUAUCGGCCGACGUCGGGAGUAGCUUCUCCUAUUCUCAUCGAGAAGUGUUUGGUUUCAUUCCGAUUGGUUGCAAGUUGAGUUGCAAGUUGGUUGCAAGUUGGUUGCAAGUUGGUUGCAAGUUGGUUGCAAGUUGGUUGCAAGUUGGUUGUAAGAUGGUUGCAAGUUGGUUGCAAGUUGGGGGUUGCAAGCUAACAUGUUUAAAUAUAUUCAAUGUCAUCAUCUCAUUUUCAUUUUCCCUGUAAACAUCAAUAAGUGUGAUAUUUCCUUCCGACCACUCCAUUACUAACAAAUAUUCCAACUCAGGCGCCCCAAAACCAACAAACCACUCGCAAACCCGUCCAAAUACGUAUUGCGAACCAUCAAAGCAUUUGUUGAAAAGCCGACAGAAGUUAGAUCGUGGUGUGCCGUGUGCGAGCCGUUUGUGUGCCACUUGAAAACACGUACUAAUCUAACAAAUAUGCUGCGCGCGAGCGGCUCGCACACCGAGCAGAGCGCAUAUGUAUACCCGCCUUUAGACUUGCCUAGAACAUAUUACUUACUGCAAUCUACUAUUUUAGUUGAGAUAAGCCACAAUUUAAAUAUGAAACCUAAAUUGUGGCUUAUUCCCAACUAAAAUAGUAAAUUUCAUAAGAUGCCACUUACCGAAUUCAGGCAUAAUUUGAAUAAACCACUUUUCUGUACUAUAUGUCUGUUAGUUUCAUCCACAAUGCUUAUCGAUAUCAACAUACAAGUGAUUUUCUUUUUCAAGUGCCUAUCGAUAUGGGCAUACAAUGCUGUAAGUAGCUAUAAGAUGGUUAUAAUUGACUAAUGGCCGGUUUCACCAACGACAAAUAGUAGUUUAUUCUACGAAUAAAGUUAUUCGACCAAUAAACUGGCAUUUGGCCAUUUAACUAACGUCAAAUAAGACUUAUUUUAUUUAUUAAUCAAAUAAAUCUUAGAAUAAAUUGGCAAGUUAAUCUCGCUGUAAAUAUUUAUAAGAAAGUAAACUCGUCAGUUUAACUUUAAAUUAUCAAAAUUAUAUUGAAAUAAAAUAAAAAUAUAAACGUCUAAUAAAUUUUAUUCGACGACUCAAUGAAUAGUUAUUCGUCGAAUAAUAUUUAUUAGUCGAUUAUAGUCAUAUUUGACGUUGGUGAAACGUAGAUGCGUCAGUUUAUUGGUCGAAUAACUUUAUUCAUCGAAUAAACUACUAUUUGUCAUUGGUGAAACCGGCCAUAAAAGCUGUAAAUACUAAUGCAUUUUGUAAAUGUAACAGCCUUAAACAUUUUACAAACUCAGGAAAUUGUUAUAAGUAUGAUAAAUUUACUUAAAGAUAUGGUAAAAGCAGUUUUCUUCUUACAACUAACAGCAAGUAGGUAUUAAAACAAUAUCUAUACUUUGUUAAUUUUUAGAAAUUCCUUUUGUUUUUAAUAAAUUUAGCAAAUGCUUGCUGGUCGAGAAUUAUUUUUUCAGUUUAUGGUGUGAUAUUGAUAGGAUUUUUAAUUUUGAAGCAAACUUCAGGGCAUUUAAAACAUUUUUUGUUCUUAAAGAAAAUAGUAUUCUAAAAAUUCUCAUUUAUGUUAAUAUUAGUCAUUAUUUAUUUUGGAAUUAAUUUUUUUUUAAAGACACAAGAAUUUAAUUUUUUUUAGUCGUUUUAAAAAUAUUUGGUUUUGGUAUAUAUUUACGAGAAUCAAACCUCUUUGUUGUACAUUUUAUACAAUAUGUUAAUUAUCUGGAAAGUGAGGAGCUCAGGAAAUUUUGUAAAAAGGUUUUCAAAAUUUUGUACUCAUGUUUUUAUUUUAUUUUGUGAUAGCUGGAGAACACCAAAGUUUUGUUUAUACAAUUUUUCCUUUCUGUACAUAUAGGGUUAAUCUGAAAACGUGUACUUGGUACAUGAGUAUCUUAGUCAUUUUUUAGAGUUAGUUUUGUAUUUUAUGACUGGACACCAUUAUCCCAGUUUGAAAUAAAUUAUAUGUUUAACUUGUA
Diabrotica virgifera virgifera (western corn rootworm) is the source of this 7551-nucleotide messenger RNA. It is a transcript of the gene Traf4, whose product is annotated as TNF receptor-associated factor 4. Gene Ontology annotation, biological process: protein K63-linked ubiquitination; positive regulation of JNK cascade; tumor necrosis factor-mediated signaling pathway. Bases 116 to 1510 code for a protein of 464 amino acids. Gene Ontology annotation, cellular component: plasma membrane signaling receptor complex. The record is from RefSeq and is a predicted model, not a curated record. NCBI's taxonomy places the organism in Eukaryota, Metazoa, Arthropoda, Insecta, Coleoptera, Chrysomelidae. The transcript is spliced from 6 exons. Gene Ontology annotation, molecular function: protein binding; zinc ion binding.